CGCCCUUCUAGAAUCCCAGAGACGCGUUGCCGCCGCCACUGCCGCUACCGCUCCCUGGCACCACUGCUGCCGCCAUCCCCACCCCACUGAGCCUGUCAUGCCGAAACACGAGUUCUCCGUGGAUAUGACCUGUGAGGGCUGUGCUGAGGCCGUCUCUCGAGUCCUCAACAAGAUGGGAGGACUGGAGUUUAACAUUGACCUCCCCAACAAGAAGGUUUGCAUCGAGUCUGAACACAGUGUGGACGCCCUGCUGGCAACCCUGACGAAAACAGGAAAGACCGUGUCCUACCUCGGCCCCAAGUAGCCGGAACCUGGAGCCCCAGCCCACAGGAUGGACCAAAGGGGGCAGCACAGCCAGGGAGGAAGUACAAGGACCCAGCGCCCUUCUCGCCAGCACAGGGAAGUUCAAGCUCAUUGACGCAGCACUGCCUCGCCAUCUCAGCAGAGGGCACUCGUGAUGCCCAUCCCCACGGAGCACAUCUGACCAGUAAACGACAGUGAUUGGCAUGUCCUCACCACGGUCAGAAGUGGGACCCAGAGAGGGAAAGUGACUUGACCAAAACACCCCUUGCAGGGGAUGCAGCGGCAGGAAGACAGGAAGGCAUCCCAAGUUCAAGUCUGGUGCUGUGUUAUUGGUGGUAGGGUCCUGUGGGUAUGUCCCCAGAGAGCUUCCCGGACAGAGGCCAGCUCUAACCGGCUGACAGGCCACGCCAGCCCCUGCAGGUCUGGCUUCCUUCCUAAAGGUAUCUGUG
Messenger RNA from Ochotona curzoniae (black-lipped pika), 752 nucleotides. RefSeq names its product antioxidant 1 copper chaperone (gene ATOX1). Gene Ontology annotation, cellular component: cytosol. Bases 98 to 304 code for a protein of 68 amino acids. NCBI's taxonomy places the organism in Eukaryota, Metazoa, Chordata, Mammalia, Lagomorpha, Ochotonidae. Gene Ontology annotation, molecular function: copper chaperone activity; metal ion binding. The transcript has 4 exons. Gene Ontology annotation, biological process: copper ion transport. The record is from RefSeq and is a predicted model, not a curated record.